GCCGACUGGCAGUUGAGAGCGAGUGGCCGCCACGAGCAGGACGGCAGAAGCGGAGCAGGCAGCAGGAUUCCCCGGAGCCACAAGCAACACGUAACAGAGCGGCCCCAGGAGCAGGAGGGGGCUGGCGGAGAGGCGGGCAGCCGUAGGCUUUCAGUAUACACAGGGAGCUCGCCCGAAAAGCAAAGGAUAAAUAUUUUAACGCCCGCCGCGCUUCAAAAAACCACCGCCCAUCCGUGGAUCAUGCAGCGAGCUCGCUGCAGGAAUCCCUGGUAGAUUCGCAAGAUGCUCAUCCGCCUGCGCUAUGGAAGACGCCUGCAGACCUAUCUGAAGAUAGGCGCCUGUGUCCUGGUCGGCCUGUGCUACUUCGCCUUCCUUUUCCGCGAAUCCCUCAAUGCAUACGAGCACCGGGAGCGGGCUACGGCCGCGGAAUUGGAGGCGGAAUCGGAGCCAUCAAAGCAGCAGCUCAAGCUAAAGCGGCAGCAGUUGCAGCGCCAGCGGAUAUUGGCCAAGCAGCAGGAGCAGGGAAAGGGCAUCGCUGGGGGAAAUGCCAGUGCAGGCAGCUCAUCCUCCCAAGCAGCAGCUCCUCCGCCGCCGCCGCCGGCUACCACCCUGAAUCCCGUGUAUGAGUACUCCGAGGAGCUGCACAGUCGCACGGAGCGGGAGCUGCAGAGGAGGAGCGAGCAUCUGGCCGCCGUCUGCGAUCGGUAUAAGCUGCAGGAAAAGUACCCACCGAAUCCCUGGGAGUUCUUCGUCUCGCCUGGCCACAACAAUCUCGUCUGGUGCAACGUCUUCAAGGCGGCCAGCAGUACGUGGAUGUAUUACUUUAAUAUAUUAGCUGGCUACGAUGUGAAGUAUCUGCAGCGCACGGAGACGCAGCCACUGGAGCUGGCCAGAAAGCGUUUUCCACGCCCGGAACUGGGCGAACUGAUGGAGCUGCUGCCCAGUGCGCUGUCCUUUCUCUUUGUGCGCGAUCCCUUCGAGCGAAUCCUGAGCGCCUAUCGCAACAAACUGGAGGGCAACAAGAACACCUUCUACAAGGCGCUGGGCAACAAGAUCGUGCAUCGCUACAGGAAGCGUAAUCUGGGCGGACCCUGGCCGCGAUGUGGACCCACCUUCGAGGAGUUCGUCCGCUUCCUGAUCGCCGAGCAUGCGGCGGGCAAGAGAUUCGACGAGCACUGGGCACCAGUUUACAGCUUCUGCACGCCCUGCAGCGUUAACUUCACCAUCAUCGGCAAGACGGAGACGUUCCAGAGGGACUCGGAGUUCAUCAUACGGCAGGCGGGCCUGGAAUCGCUGCUCCUGGGACUGGGCAAGCUGCCGCAGCGGAAGCAGCGCAAAAUUGGCAACCAGGCGCGAAGUGGCGUUAAAUCCGAGGCCCUGGUCGAGCGAUACUUCGCCGAUCUCGACCGCUCAACGUUGGACCAAUUGCUCAAGAUAUAUCGCAUCGAUUUCGAGCUCUUUGACUACGACUAUCGCAGGUACUACGAUAUGGUGCAUCCGUGGAGUCUGGAGCAGAGCACUGCCGCAUCCGGAGGGCCGGCAGUCGCAUCCACCAGUACGACACCAUCGAUAUCCUCUGGCCUGGCUGGCCAGUCCACCCAGGGUCAGGCGACGUAGGUGCAGUGGUGUCAAGGAGUUUGGGAUCGAUCAGUCGUGAAACAAUCUUAUCAUGUACCUUUUUACACGAAAACUCAGACCACAGACAAAGGAAACACUCUCACACGAUGAAAACAGAACCCAACCGAAGCUAACAAAUCUACCAAAAAGUUUAUGGCCAAAUCAACGUUUUCCAAAAACGAAAAACCAAAAAAAAAAACACUCUUGACCUCUCUUAGAUAAUGCCAAAAAAAGAAAGCAAACGAUGUAACGAUUCGAAAGGAAACUUAGUUAGAAGAUUUAGCAUUUUGAUGGAUUUUUUCAGCCACCAAAAAUUCGGACAGGAUACCCUACAAUUUUACAUGGCGUGGCAUGUGUGUUGUGUUGUAGCUAGUUUAUAAGUACCUACAAUUUACAGAUGCACUCUCAAACCAAACGAAAACACACACCCACAAGAAAAGCGAUAUAUUAUAUAUAUAUAGAUAUUAUAGUUAAACGAUAUAUACAGACCUCUUUACCUAUAUCGCGAAUGCUAAUCUUCAAGGCAAGGCUGGAGAGUUUAUACAACCAGAAAGUGAGAAAUCGUCUUACACCAAAUGAAAUUCUGUAUUUACACGUAUUUACAACCGAAUCCCCAGAUACCAAAACCCUCAAAAACCACAACAUAUGGUACUUACUAUUGUUAAGUUAUUAUAUAUACCUAUAUAUUAACGAAAUUUAUAAACAGGUCUUGAUCUAAGUCUAUAACUUUUGUGGACUCUAGAUACGUUUUUCCUAGGCUAACGAAACAAGCGGAAAAUAUUCGAUUUCCCGAUAUGAAAAAAUUAUGAAAAUGAUACCAAAGAACGAAAGGAAAGUGUUUAGAACUUAUAAAAACAAAGGCAAAAACCCAACAGAAAAACUUUUCAUGUGAUGUUUAAGGAUUUAUUAUAAAGACAGAGAAUAUUUAAUUAUUAUACUUAUACUGUAUUUCGAAUGAUAAUGAUAACAGAGAAUCGAAAAGUAACACGAUAUUAUUCU
Molecule: messenger RNA, 2616 nt
Organism: Drosophila melanogaster (fruit fly)
Lineage: Eukaryota; Metazoa; Arthropoda; Insecta; Diptera; Drosophilidae
Exons: 4
Coding region: 283-1617 (444 amino acids)
Biological process (GO): carbohydrate biosynthetic process
Cellular component (GO): membrane; Golgi membrane
Molecular function (GO): sulfotransferase activity
Source: RefSeq, marked reviewed